AUGUCCGCAGAGACAGCACCUGCACCAUCCUUUGCUUCGCCCACCUCAUCUCUCCCAGUGGCUCUCAGCAUCGUCCCACCCCGCUCGCUCUUCCCGUGGAGCUGCUGUGCUGAGCAGCCACGGCAAGAGGGGGGCAUCCCCUGGUGCCCCUGGAGCAUCGCCCCCUUCCCGGGCCGGUGUCUGCCCCCCCCCCCCCCCCGGCUUUGCUCCAAACCUGCACGAACACAAACAGGAACACGAACGCGAACACAAACGCGAACGCGAACAGGAACACGAACGCGAACAGGAACUCGAACGCGAAGGAACACGAACACGAACACGAACGUGAACAUGAACAUGAACAUGAACACGAACACGAACACGAACAUGAACACGAACAGGAACACGAACGUGAACACGAACACGAACACACGAACACGAACACGAACACGAACAUGAACAUGAACACGAACACGAACAGGAACGCGAACACGAACAUGAACAGGAACACGAACACGAGCACGAACAGGAACAGGAACACGAACACGAACGCGAACAUGAACAUGGACACGAACACGAACAGGAACGCGAACACGAACACGAACAGGAACGCGAACACGAACACGAACACGAACACGAACGCGAACAUGAACAUGAACACGAACACGAACAGGAACGCAAACACGAACACGAACACGAACACGAACGCGAACAUGA
Messenger RNA from Pezoporus occidentalis (night parrot), 696 nucleotides. RefSeq lists its product as uncharacterized. The record is from RefSeq and is a predicted model, not a curated record. Lineage: Eukaryota; Metazoa; Chordata; Aves; Psittaciformes; Psittacidae. The transcript is spliced from 4 exons.